AUGACAAACUCCAAAACCACCCCCUUUGGUAAAGCAAUGCGUUCUCAUUUCUACUUGGAGGACAACUAUGUUCCUUUGAAUCACGGCAGUUUUGGCGUCUGCCCACGAUCGCUGCAUUCACUUAUGCGCCAUUAUCAAGAAGAAUCAGAAAAGCAUCCCGAUCGGUUCUUGAAACGACAAGUGUUCAAGGAUUUGUAUAAGAAUCGUGAACGACUGGCUGCGCUCGUUCAUGCGCAUCCGCAAGAGUUGGCCUUUGUAGUUAAUGCUUCCUAUGGUAUCAAUUCCGUUGUCAGAUCUGGCUUUAUGCAACCAGGCGAUAAAUUACUCUUUUUCACUACUGCGUACAACGCAGUUGAGCGCACCAUGACGUUUCUGCAAGACGCGCAUAAAGUGAAACUGGUGCCUGUUGAGCUCAACUAUCCUCUACUUGACCAAGAAAUACUUGAUCUCGCAAAGGAAACAAUUGAACAGGAGCUGGCAAAGGAUCCAGACGUGCCCAUUCGUCUUGCAGUCUUUGAUGCAAUUAGUUCUGUGCCGGCAGCAAGAUUUCCAUUCGAGGCCAUGAUCAAGCUCGUCAGAGAGUACGAUAUCUAUUCACUUGUGGAUGGUGCCCAUGCUAUUGGUCAAAUCCCAUUGGAUUUACACAAGGCAGAUCCAGACUUUUUUGUGUCGAACUGUCACAAGUGGGGAUAUGCUCCCAGAGGUUGCGCUUUUCUUUAUGUGCCUAAACGGAACCAGGCUUUAGUUCAUCCAAGUGUUAUCAAUUACGCUUACAAGGAUGAGAGAUCUUCCGGAAUAAGCACAUCGUUUGAAGAAGAGUUUGCAUGGCCAGGCACGGUGGAUUUUAGCACUUAUCUAUGCAUCAAUGCUGCUUUUGAUUUCAGAGAAUCAAUCGGCGGUGAAGAAGCAAUCCAGAAGUAUUGCAAUGACCUGGCACGUCAAGGAGGUCAGCUGGUUGCCGAAGCAUUAGGAACAGAAGUGCUGGAGAAUCAAGACAAGACGUUGACGGUGGCCAUGACAAACAUUCGCUUACCAUUUUUAAACAAACGCGCUAGAUCGGACGGAGAGAUUAUCAACAUUAUCGUGGACAAAUGUAUCUACGAGCACAAUACCAUGUGUUCGCCUUAUAAACACAAUGGGCAAUGGUUUGUACGCCUUAGCGCUCAGGUGUACAAUGACCUGGAUGAUUUCCGUUAUUUUGCAGACGAGAUCCAAAAGGUUUUGAGAGAGUUAGAAGAUAAGAAUGAGUAG
This is a messenger RNA of Zychaea mexicana, 1251 nucleotides long. Its product is annotated as pyridoxal phosphate-dependent transferase. Bases 1 to 1251 code for a protein of 416 amino acids. Lineage: Eukaryota; Fungi; Mucoromycota; Mucoromycetes; Mucorales; Lichtheimiaceae. The record is from RefSeq and is a predicted model, not a curated record. The transcript is spliced from 4 exons.